AUGUCUGGACACUUUUUCUUUACUUCUGAGUCUGUCGGUGAGGGUCACCCUGACAAAAUCUGCGAUCAGGUUUCUGAUGCCAUUUUGGACGCCUGCUUGACCGCAGACCCUCUUUCCAAGGUUGCCUGUGAAACUGCCUCUAAGACCGGUAUGAUCAUGGUGUUUGGUGAGAUCACCACCAAGGCCAACUUGGACUACCAAAAGAUCAUCAGAGAUACCAUUAAGCACAUUGGAUAUGAUGACUCCGACAAAGGUUUCGAUUAUAAGACAUGUAAUGUUCUGGUCGCUAUCGAGCAACAAUCUCCAGACAUUGCUCAAGGUUUGCACUAUGACAAGGCCUUGGAGGAGCUUGGAGCCGGUGACCAGGGUAUCAUGUUCGGUUACGCCACCGACGAGACGGACGAGAAGCUGCCAUUGACCAUCCUGCUGGCCCAUAAGCUGAACGCCGCUCUUGCUGACGCCAGAAGAUCCGGUGCUCUUCCAUGGUUGAGACCAGACACCAAGACCCAGGUCACUAUCGAAUACAAGCAUGACGGUGGCGCUGUUGUGCCGUUGAGAGUCGAUACCGUCGUUAUCUCAGCUCAGCACUCUGACGACAUUUCCACUGAGGACCUCAGAUCCGAGAUCAAGAAACACAUUGUUCACAAGGUCAUCCCUUCUCACCUGCUAGACGACAAGACCAUCUACCACAUUCAACCUUCUGGUAGAUUUGUCAUUGGUGGUCCUCACGGAGAUGCUGGUCUGACCGGUAGAAAGAUCAUUGUCGACACUUACGGAGGAUGGGGUGCCCACGGUGGUGGUGCCUUUUCUGGAAAGGACUUUUCGAAGGUCGACAGAUCUGCCGCCUACGCCGCCAGAUGGGUUGCCAAGUCUUUGGUCAACGCUGGUCUUGCCAGAAGAUGUCUGGUGCAAUUCUCGUACGCUAUCGGUGUGGCCGAGCCUCUUUCGAUCUACAUUGACACGUACGGAACCUCCAAGCUUUCCUCGGAGGAGCUGGUCGCCAUUGUGAACAAGAACUUCGACCUGAGACCAGGUGUCUUGGUCAAGGAGCUUGAUCUGGCUAGACCAAUCUACUUCAAGACUGCCUCGUACGGUCACUUCACUGACCAGUCCAACCCUUGGGAGCAACCUAAGAAACUGGUUUUAUAGACAGAGAAAUAACUCUCUUACGCUCAACUCGUACACGUUAAUGAUCAGCUGUGGCUUGUGUUUGGAUUGCAUUAUAAUGUAUAUUUACCUUUCAACAGGAAGUGAAAUAAAAAAAUACGUAAAGCGACGCGUCGAAUUUCUCCCAAUUAAUCUGAUAUCUGCCAUGUCGCAGAAGUCCGUCGAUAUCUUGCGUGUGCGAGACUUACCAGUCACCACGUUUACCAGGAAACGAAUCAUGGGGCUUGUCAUAGGCAUCACGACCCGUGAUAGGCCCACCAAGCCGAUUGUGGUGCACAUGACGGACUUUUCUCCAAAUCCAUCUGUCGCGCCAUCUGAGAUGAACUACGCUAAUUGUGACCCGCCCUUGUUCGAUGCUCCUGAACAGGCCGACAGCAUCAUUGAUGUGGCAUUCUAUCCCGAGUCAGUGACUCAUCUAAAGCGCAUCUUUGGUGAGAAGGUGAAUUCCUCAUGGUUCGAUAACAGGAUCGCUUCGUUUUACCCGCUUUAUCAGCACGCGACGGUGAUCUCACUGCGGCUGAGGUCUAAGAAGUGGGGCGACCAGAUUGAUCUGAUUGCUGACCCUGGUUUUUCUGACAACUGUUACAGUCAGAUCUGGCCCGUGAGUACUCUUGAAGCCAGAGACAAUCCUGCAGCAGAGACGAUAUUCGACCCGAACGAGAACAACUGUGCCUUGGCGCGGGAGGUCUUCCGCGACUGGCAGCUACAAUGUAGUGCCUAUUUUAGGUCCAACCCGAAGAUCAAACAGGUUGUGGGUGACCUUUACGAGUCAGUCACUAGUAAGACAUAUUCACCGCCACAAAAACAGCACCGCCACACGUCACCUGAGCAGUUCUCAGAUACGGGUUUUCUGAGCGACAUGGUAAGCUCUGACGACGAGGCCCCCCCAAAGAAAGCGUACAAAAAGGGAAUCCCUGUCAAGCAGAGCAGACAUGUCAAGGACACGCUGAACGUGACUUUCCCUGUCUCGCAAAUUCCGCUAGCUGACUACUCGGGAGCGUAUUUCAUCUAUGUGCAGAUAAUGCGGCUGGAGACACGCACGCCCGAUCUCAUCUACAAAAGCUUCCCCGAGAAUACGAUAAUGACAAAAGCAAUCGACGUCCUGGUGAAGGAGGUGGACUCGGCUGCAACGUUGCGAAUCAGAGUGGAAGGCUACGAUCUUUUCCGGUUUGCAGGCAUCACGUUUAGAUACCCGCUAUUAGACAUGACAGCGGCGGAAGCCGAAACCGCAAAAAAAUUGGCAGCCCUGGUCCAUAAGCCGCUGCGCAUGUUGGUGAAGCCCUACGCGUUGCCCCUGGAGGCAGCAACGGUCAACACGGGGCGAUGCUACAGAUGGCUGUAUACAGAGUAUCCGUAAACUGUAGCCUAAUCUA
This is a messenger RNA of Ogataea polymorpha, 2540 nucleotides long. RefSeq lists its product as uncharacterized. The record is from RefSeq and is a predicted model, not a curated record. The transcript has 2 exons. Bases 1190 to 2524 code for a protein of 444 amino acids. NCBI's taxonomy places the organism in Eukaryota, Fungi, Ascomycota, Pichiomycetes, Pichiales, Pichiaceae.